This is a messenger RNA of Sinocyclocheilus anshuiensis, 1283 nucleotides long. RefSeq names its product protein DGCR6-like. The transcript has 7 exons. The coding region runs from base 1 to 891 and encodes 296 amino acids. The record is from RefSeq and is a predicted model, not a curated record. Lineage: Eukaryota; Metazoa; Chordata; Actinopteri; Cypriniformes; Cyprinidae.
AUGAUCGCCGUUGCUGUCGAUGAUGUCGGUGGGAAGGAUUGCGCUGAAGCUGAAGCUGGUCGUCUCUAUGAGCUCAGGCUCUCGUCUGGAUCUCGGCUCUGGCACGAGCGUGCUCAGAUCAGCCCUGCGCAGACACUGACACACACACCGAGAGAGAGGAGACGCUUCAACACGUGUUCUGUGCUGGCUACAGAUCAACUCAAGUGUGUUUCUGACCUGAUGACAGCUGACUGGCCUUCAGCGGCUCUUCCUGUUCCACUGCCUCCACUUCCUGUGUCUCCAGCUGGGAACAUAAUGAACAGCAUAACAGAAAGUCAUCUCUGUCUCUGUGAUGAUGAUGAUGAUGAGGCUUCUUGUGAUGCUGAUGAGAAACUGUGUGAACAGCGACAUCUGCUGGUUUAUUUCAGCUCGUUUCAGCAGCGUCUGUCUUACACCACGCUCAGUGAUCUGGCUCAAGCGCUCAUCGACGGGACGGUGUAUGAAAUAGUUCAAGGGCUGCUGGACAUUCAACACCUGACGGAGAAAAACCUCUACAACCAGAGACAGAAACUACACGGCGAGCACAUAGCUCUCAAGCAGGAUUUGGUUCGGAAACACAAACAGGCUCUGCAGACGUGCAAGUCUCACAAUCUGGCCGUCCUGAAAAGCAACCAGAGAGCAGAAGCUGAGGCUCUCGAUCAGCGGGUGAAAGAAGAGCAGAGGAUGAUGGACGAGAAGGUCGUGGCUGAGAUGGAUCAGAAGGUUCUGGAUCAGCAGAACACGCUGGAGAAAGCAGGCGUGCCGGGUUUCUACAUCACCACCAACCCACAGGAGGUGAUGAUGCAGAUGAAUUUGCUGGAACUGGUCCUGAAGCUGCAGCAGAAAGAGACGGUGUCUGGAUCUCUGCCCUGAAAGAACCGGACACGAGUCGAGCUUCUCAGUUUCAACAUGAACUAAGUGUGGAUGACCUGUUUAGAAGUAUUUAUAAGAGUCUCUUUUAGUUGAUGAUGAUGGGCUGGAAAUGUCUAUAUUAUAACAUAACAAUGGACGACACUGCCCACCGCUUUUCUUUUGACAUUAAAUAUUGUUUUGUAAAUAUGUGUAAAAUUUGCAAAUGAGCACACAUUCAUGCGCUGUUAUGAUUUGUGACAUGUGAAGGAACCAUAUUUGUUUAUUCUUGAAUAAUUACUAAAAAUGACAGUCUGCAUUUAUUGACUCGUUCAUUUCUCUGAACAUGAGUUGCAUCAUUAAGACACAAAAACUGACUGUCUGUGUGUCAGGUUUGCUUCGUUGAAUGUUCACGG